Messenger RNA from Mauremys reevesii (Reeves's turtle), 1933 nucleotides. It is a transcript of the gene YWHAE, whose product is annotated as tyrosine 3-monooxygenase/tryptophan 5-monooxygenase activation protein epsilon. Bases 172 to 894 code for a protein of 240 amino acids. Gene Ontology annotation, cellular component: cytoplasm. Gene Ontology annotation, biological process: signal transduction. The transcript is spliced from 7 exons. NCBI's taxonomy places the organism in Eukaryota, Metazoa, Chordata, Testudines, Geoemydidae. The record is from RefSeq and is a predicted model, not a curated record.
GGUGCGCGAUGCGCAUGCGUUAGCUGGCGGAAGUACCCGGAUAUAGCAGGAGGCGGUGCUACCGCCGCCAUCUUUGCCAGGAGAACAGUGAGCUGGUAGUGGCUGAGCAUCCCGGACUCAUCAGCCUCCAUCCACCCCGUGUAGUCCCCGUCGCCGCCCCGUCUCGUGGACAUGGACGAUCGGGAGGACCUUGUGUACCAAGCUAAGCUAGCUGAGCAGGCUGAGCGCUAUGAUGAAAUGGUUGAAUCAAUGAAGAAAGUGGCUGGAAUGGAUGUGGAGUUGACAGUGGAAGAAAGAAACCUUCUAUCUGUUGCAUAUAAAAAUGUGAUUGGAGCUAGAAGAGCUUCAUGGAGAAUAAUCAGCAGCAUUGAACAGAAAGAAGAAAACAAAGGUGGAGAAGAUAAACUAAAAAUGAUUCGGGAAUAUCGGCAAAUGGUUGAGACCGAGCUGAAAUUAAUCUGUUGCGACAUUCUGGAUGUACUGGACAAACACCUCAUUCCAGCAGCUAACACGGGCGAGUCCAAGGUUUUCUAUUAUAAAAUGAAAGGGGACUACCACAGGUACCUGGCUGAGUUUGCCACAGGAAAUGACAGGAAGGAGGCUGCAGAGAAUAGCCUGGUGGCUUAUAAAGCAGCUAGUGAUAUUGCAAUGACAGAACUUCCGCCAACACAUCCCAUACGCUUAGGUCUUGCUCUCAACUUCUCUGUAUUCUACUAUGAAAUUCUUAAUUCCCCUGACCGUGCCUGCAGGUUGGCAAAAGCAGCUUUUGAUGAUGCUAUUGCAGAACUGGAUACACUGAGUGAAGAAAGUUAUAAAGACUCUACACUUAUCAUGCAGUUGUUACGUGAUAACCUGACACUAUGGACUUCAGAUAUGCAGGGUGAUGAUUCCUAAAGGAAAGUCCAACUGUUCAUUUCCUAAAAACUCUACUUUGUGAAGAACAGAAUAAAGAAGCGCUGCAGGAUGUGGAAGAUGAAAACCAGUGAGACACCAUGGCCAACAAGAGAACCCAUCUCUGACCACACCCACCCUCCCCAACAAAUCCCUCAGUGUCACUCUGAGAACCACCAAAUCUGACUUUUACAUUGGGUCUCAGACUUUAGGUUCCUGCCCUCUUGGGUUUCUUUUUUUCCUUUUUUUUUUAAUUUAAUUUUAUUUUUUUGGGGGUGUUUUUUUGGUUUUUUGUUUUUGGGGGGGUUUGGGUUUUUUUUUUGUUUUUACACAGUUUAAAAGUUCUUAAAGGCAAGAGUGAAUUUCUGUGGAUUUUACUGGUGCCAGCUUUUAGGUUCUUUAAGACACUAACAGGACUGCAUAAAGAUUUUUUCAGCAUUACUGUAUUGUCUUCUGCCAGAUGUGACAAUUAUUAUUAUAAGUGAAUAUUACAUCUGAAAGCCAUUAGACUUCUAGGGGAGAGAUUUGUUAUCGCACUGUAGGGCGCAUGUGAUGGCAUUUUUCCUUUUUUAUAAUUGUUUAAACUGAAUUUUAUACCAGUGUUUAAACUUAAUUGGGUGUUUAGCUUGAAGUUUCAGGUUGCAUUGGAACGUUUAUUGUAGUGAUUUUACUGUUUUAAAAAAAAAAAGUUUCCAAACUGCUGAAAUGUUGCUGAAAAAUUUGGUGCUGGUAACAGUUCAACAAUCCGUGGCUGCUCAUUCUUGCCUACUUUUUACUUUUCCUCAAAGCAGGUUAGCAUUGAAGGUGGCAUUGAAAAGCCUGCAUGUGUGUUCAAUAUUUUUUUCCCCUUCCCCAUCCCUAUUCCCCCCUUCGCUCGCUCAACCUCUUUUGUUCAGUAUGUGUAACUUGAAGCUAAUUUGUACUACUGGAUAUCUGACUGGAGCCACAGAUACAGAAUCUGUAUUGUUCUUACUGAAACACAGCAUGGAAUUAACAUUAAACUUAAAUAAAACAAACCUAAAUUAAAAAAUGCCAAAUAUUA